GUCUCCACCACCGUGCUCCUGCCGCGCUGGGAUCCAGCCCUCGUGUUCGACCUCAUUCCUCGCCACCGCAUAAACGUGCUGUACCUGACCCCACCGGCAAUCUUGCACCUCUUGAACCACCCGCGCGGGAACACGGCCGACCUCAGCUCUGUGAUCAACCUCGGGAGCGGGGCGUCGUACCUGCCUCCGCAGCUCGCGCGGGUCUUCACCGGGCUCGCGAAGAACGCGAAGCUCGUCGAGGGCUACGGCAUGUCUGAAACCACGCUCUCCAUCACUCGCAUAUGCCCCGAGAAGCUGGGGGGGCCCAAGUCCGGCAGCCCCGGGAUCCUCGUGCCCGGGCUGGAGGCCCGCAUCGUCCGCGACGACGGCGCGCUCGCGGGCCCAGACGAGCCGGGCGAGCUCUGGGUGCGCGGGGACGUCGUCGCGCUCGGCUACUGGGGCGACGCGCGCUCGACGGCGGAGACCUUCACCGGCGGCGGCUGGCUGCGCACCGGGGACCGGAUCCGCGUCGACGCGGACCAGCACUUCUUCUUCGUCGAGCGCGUCAAGGACACCCUCAAGGUCUCCGGCCAGCAGGUCUCGCCCACCGAGCUCGAGACUGUCCUCUUCGCGCACCCGGACCGGCUCGUCGCGGACGUCGCGGUCGCAGGCGUCGCUGGCGCGCGGCUCGCGGACGAGAGGGUGCCGCGCGCGUGGGUCGUGCUGAGCUCGGAGGGGCGGCGGCGCGGGGCCGCCGCGGCCGUGCGCGCGCUGGACGUGUGGGUCCGGCAGAGCCUCAGUCGGUUCAAGUGGCUGCGCGGGGGGGUCGAGGUCGUCGAUGAGAUUCCGAAGAACCCAACAGGCAAAGUGCUGCGUCGCGUGCUCGUGGAGAGGCACGAGGAGCGGCAGAAGGCGCCUUCUGCGAAGCUGUGA
Molecule: messenger RNA, 912 nt
Organism: Epithele typhae
Lineage: Eukaryota; Fungi; Basidiomycota; Agaricomycetes; Polyporales; Epitheliaceae
Exons: 5
Biological process (GO): secondary metabolic process
Molecular function (GO): CoA-ligase activity
Source: RefSeq, a predicted model, not a curated record